Messenger RNA from Malania oleifera, 2227 nucleotides. Its product is annotated as arginine-specific demethylase JMJ20. Gene Ontology annotation, cellular component: nucleus; cytoplasm. The record is from RefSeq and is a predicted model, not a curated record. Gene Ontology annotation, molecular function: histone H4R3 demethylase activity; sequence-specific DNA binding. The transcript has 9 exons. Gene Ontology annotation, biological process: positive regulation of translational termination; negative regulation of gene expression; protein hydroxylation. Bases 210 to 1667 code for a protein of 485 amino acids. Lineage: Eukaryota; Viridiplantae; Streptophyta; Magnoliopsida; Santalales; Ximeniaceae.
UAUAAAUUUUUAGAAUCUUUAUAGCUUUGUAUUUUGUCAUGUGAGAAGGAUUUUGUUCUCCCUUGAGAAAGUUUGAGGAAGUUGAUGAGAUUUUUAAAAAUCUGAGAAGAGGUAAAUCAAUAUAUUCUUUUCCAUGUUAAAAAUGGCGAUCUAGGCGGGUGCCCUCGCCUUCUGGGCUCAUCCGCGGGAGGAGACGUCUGAAAACAAACAUGGGUCUCAGAAUUGGAGGGCACGUAGAGAAGGUGAAUGGAAAAGAACUCACGUACGCUCAGUUUGUGGAAAGGUACAUUAAGAAGAACCAGCCUGUGGUUCUGACGGGUCUGAUGGACGACUGGAGGGCUUCCACAGAUUGGGUCUCUCCCGAUGGACAGCCAAAUCUUCGUUUCUUCUCUACCCAUUUUGGGAAAUCUCUAGUUCAGGUUGCAGACUGUGGUGCUAGGGAGUUGACUGAUCAGAAGCGAGCAGAAAUGUCUGUUUCAGACUUCAUUGACCACUGGCUUGAGGAUUCUGCCAAGGAGCAUGGUAAUGCUGCCUCUUGUGAGAGUAAUGGCAAAUCUCUCCUAUAUUUGAAGGACUGGCAUUUUGUGAAGGAGUACCCAAAAUAUUUAGCAUACACAACUCCACUCUUUUUCUGUGAUGAUUGGCUCAACUUGUAUCUCGACAAUCAUCGUAUGCAUAAGGAUCCUGACACAUAUCAAGAGAAUAAUGAAAUUAGUUGCUCUGACUAUCGAUUUGUUUACAUGGGAGCAAAAGGUACAUGGACUCCUCUUCACGCUGAUGUUUUCAGGUCAUACAGUUGGUCAGCAAAUGUCUGUGGGAAGAAACAAUGGCAUUUUCUAUCUCCAUCUCAACAUCACCUUGUUUUUGACAGGUACAUGAAAAGCUCCAUAUAUGACAUCUUUGAGGAUGUUAGUGAGGUCAAAUUUCCUGGUUUUAAGGAGGCUAUCUGGUUGGAGUGUUCUCAAGAUCAAAAUGAGAUUAUCUUUGUGCCCAGCGGGUGGUUUCAUCAAGUUCAUAAUCUGGAAGAUACAAUAUCAAUAAACCAAAAUUGGUUCAAUGCCUAUAAUAUUUUGUGGGUGUGGGAUUUGCUUUUAAGAGACUACAGUGAGGCUAAGGAGUAUAUAGAGGACAUUAAGGAUAUAUGUGAUGAUUUUGAAGGUCUCUGCCAGCGGAAUCUUGCGGCUAACACAGGCAUGAACUUCUAUGAUUUCUUCAUAUUCAUUGUGCGUUUCUGCUUUGCCAAUUUGGUCCUACUUUGUUAUCUCCUUAGAGACCAUAAUCCUACAUGGAGUUCAUCCCCAAUGGCUCAGACUUUAGCUUUGAACCUUGUAUCUAUACAGAAAAUAGCAUUAAAGAUGAAGUUUGACCAAGGUUUGGCUGCAAACAUUGACUUCGUGGAUUUCAGGGAGACACUGGACAACACAGAUUUCGUCAAACUAUGUACAGUUUUGAGCAAAACAUAUGGGAUGAUACAUGAACAAAUGAUACAUGAGCAAUGGGAACAAAGUUGUGAUAUAAAGAAAAUUUUGGUAGAUGGGCUGCGGGCAUUUGAUUUUAUGAAAACUUCCAGCUCUGAGAUCCGUACUCCAGAAGAUCUGGUUAAUUUUAUAGACAUUGCUCUUGCGGAGCUUGGUUGCGUUUCCCUUGGGGAAAACAUUUUGUUUUGAAUUGAAUGGCCUUGGAAGAAGCUACUUUGUGAAAUUUUAGUCUCGCUACAAGGUUCCACUUUUUUAAAAGGCUUUGGCAAGUGAUAAUUUAAAAUAUUGAACUCUUUCUGGGAUGCCGUAAUCGGAAUGCUGCAUGAACUGGUGCAAUGGCUUCUAGUUAAUCUGAAGUGUACAGAUAUAAAAUUGUUUCAAUGAAGCCAAACAGACAACGGUUGCUGAAUUAUCUGCUUUAUUGUGACCUGAAUGUUUUCAUAGUUCUACUUUUAUGGCUUCCCUAAAUUUCUUGUAAGUUGAUGUUAACUUGCUGCUGGCGCAGCAAGUGUGCUGCACAAGUUAAGCGAAGACUGGAAUCCUACAUAUUGUCUUCCAGAUACACAAAUGUAGAAAAAAGAAGUGCUUCUUGUAAGAUACCAUGCUCCCUUUUUUCCCUUGAGCUUUCUUAGCAUCCAAUCCAAAUGGGGCAACUUGUCAUGCCGCCUGAGAAAGUGGAAUGCAGUUUCUGUUGGCUUGCUUUCCUUGGAUAUUCCUUUCGGCAAGAAGUGCUUUAACUUUUCAGGCAA